AUGGAGCCUGCGGCGGGCCGGCCGAGCCUGACCGUGCUGGCGGCGCUGGACUCAGCGCGCACGCAGAUGUACCACCUCAAGGCGAUCGCCGUCGCCGGCAUGGGCUUCUUCACGGGCGCCUACGACCUGUUCUGCAUCUCCACUGUGUCCAGACUGCUCGGCCGCCUGUACUUCCAAGGCGAGAAGUAUGAGCUCCCAGACAGGCCAAGCAGGCAGCCCAUGGGUGUCGACGACACGGUCGUCGGCGUCGCGCUGGUCGGUACGUUCAUGGGCCAGCUCGCCUUCGGCUACCUCGGCGACAGGCUCGGCCGCAAGCGCGUCUACGGCAUCACGCUCGUCCUCAUGGCCGCCUGCGCCCUCGGCUCGGGGCUUUCGUUCGGGUCGUCCCGGAGAGCCGUCGUGAGCACGCUCUGCUUCUUCCGCUUCUGGCUCGGCGUCGGCGUGGGCGGGGAGCACCCGCUGUCGGCGACCAUCAUGUGCGAGUACGCCAACAGGAAGGCACGCGGCGCGUUCAUGGCCGCCGUGUUCGCGAUGCAGGGCGUCGGCAUCGUCUUCGCGUGCCUCGUGUCCAUGAUCGUCUCGGCCGUGUUCCUCCGCUACAACCCGGCUCCGUCAUGGGGCGAGGACCCCCAGCGGUCGGCGCAGCUGCCUGCGGCUGACUACGUCUGGCGCGUCGUGCUGAUGUUCGCCGCGUUCCCGGCGCUCGCGACGCUGUACUGGCGGAUGAAGCUGCCGGAGACGGCGAGGUACACAGCGCUCGUCGCGGGCGACGGGAAGCAGGCGGCGAUGGACAUGCAGGCGGUGCUGGACGUCCCGAUCGAGGGCGAGCAGGAGAAGGUCUCCAGGUACAAGGCGGCCAACGAGUACCCGCUGCUGUCCCGGGAGUUCGCCCGGCACCUCGCCGGCACGACCACCACGUGGUUCGUGCUGCAGAUCACAUUCUACAGCCAGAACCUGACACAAAAGGACGUCUUCCAGGCGAUCCGCCUAACGAGAAGCCCCGCGAACACGAACGCCCUUGAAGAGAUGUUCCAGAUAUCACGGGCCAUGUUUCUCGUCGCGCUCCUUGGCACCUUCCCCGGCUACUGGGUCGCCGUCGCCAUCAUCGACAAGAUCGGCAGGCGCCUCAUCCAGCUGCUCGGAUUCCUCAUGAUGUCCGUGUUCCUGCUGGCGAUGGGCUUGAUGCCGCCCAGGAACGACGACAGUAACGUGCUGUUCGCUCUUCUGUACGCGCUUACCCUCUUCUUCGCCAGCUUGGGGCCAAACUGCACCACCUUUGUUCUGGCGGCCGAGCUGUUCCCGGCACGCCUGCGAUCCACCUGCCACGCCAUCAGCGCCGCUGCAGGCACGGCCGGCGCCAUCACUACGGCCUAUGGAGUUCAGAACCUGAACACACUGGGGUACAUUGUUACCAUCAAGAAGGGGCUAGUCAUGCUCGCCGUCACCAACUUUCUCGGCUUCUUCUUGACGUUCCUCAUCCCAGAGACCAUGGGCCAGUCGCUUGAGGAGAUAUCUGGCGAGGAUGACAAUGCUAGCAUAGGCGCCGCCUCGUUAGUGGAUAUGAGUGUGGAUGAAAACUCUCCCGUUUGA
Molecule: messenger RNA, 1590 nt
Organism: Panicum virgatum (switchgrass)
Lineage: Eukaryota; Viridiplantae; Streptophyta; Magnoliopsida; Poales; Poaceae
Product: inorganic phosphate transporter 1-11-like
Exons: 1
Coding region: 1-1590 (529 amino acids)
Biological process (GO): transmembrane transport
Cellular component (GO): membrane
Molecular function (GO): transmembrane transporter activity
Source: RefSeq, a predicted model, not a curated record